UGUCUGACAUAAUGCUCGGUGUUGUUUGUCUGUCUGAACCUAAUUAGUUUUAUAUGAAGUCACACUCCUAAAAGCCGGCAGAAGAAACGCAGUCAUUUACAACACCGCGGUGACGCAACAGUGAGAAAGAACGCAGCACCAUGUGGAGUAUAAAAGGCGCAUUUGGACACGUUUAAUAACAUUCCUCUCAUGAGAAAACACAGGAAAUAAAGGGGCAUCAUGCCAAUUUCUCUGCUAAUAAUGGUCCUAAUUGCCUUUCCACUGUCUUCCAGUGGUGGAAAAUGGACUUAUGAAGGACCUGAUGGAGAGCACCACUGGACCAGGAAUUACCCAUUCUGUGGAGGGGCAUUCCAGUCUCCCAUAAACUUCCAGCCUGAACUGCUAAGAUUUGAUCCAAACCUGCUUCCCAUUCAGCUACAGGACUACAACCUCUCUAGCAAAGAGCAGCUCACCCUUAGCAACAAUGGACACUCUGUGCAGCUCUCUCUACCAUCCCGGAUGCAUCUCGCUGGUCUUCCUUAUCAAUACUCUGCAGCUCAGCUUCACUUCCACUGGGGCUCCUCCAACAUGCCAGCUGGCUCUGAACACACUGUCAAUGGCAAGCAGUUUGCUGCUGAGAUGCAUUUGGUUCAUUUCAAUUCUGACAAAUAUCCCAACAUCUCCAUAGCACUGGACAAGUCUGAUGGUCUUGCAGUGAUUGGUGUUUUUAUUGAGGUUGGAGAGCACAAUCCUGCUUUCAAUCAGUUCCUCAAAUAUAUCAAGGGUAUUAAAUAUAAAGGUCAGAAAGUGCAGGUAGCAGGCUUUAACAUUCGGGAGCUGCUUCCUGCUCGUCUGGAUGAGUACUACCGUUACGAUGGCUCUCUUACUACUCCUCCCUGUUACCCCAGCGUGCUCUGGACAGUAUUCAGGAAUCCAGUCAGCAUCUCUCUCAGACAGUACCUGGAUUUAGCCACUAUUCUGUGCUCUUCUCAUGCACAAGAGGCAGCCCCAAAGCCUUUGUUUGGGAACUACCGUAAAACCCAGUUAAUGGACAACAGAGUGGUUCUGGUCUCCUUCCAGCAGAGCUGGGGGCUGCAUGGUAUCACAUCAGUGGCAUCUCCCAUGCAGAGGAGGCAGGUCAUCCAGCAGCUACUAAAUGGAGACCUUGCAGAUCUUGCAGAUGGAGAACUACAUCAUCUUUUGCCGAAACUCCAAAGAAAGCCUUGGGCUGUUAAAAAGUUGAGAAACAAACCAGUGGAACAGCACUUUGGUGAAGUCACUGAGAAACAUCAAAAGAACAAGGGGAUUGACACCACUGGAAACAAUCAACAAUCAGUCUGGAAGAACAGCCAUGCAAGCUCCAGUGGAGGGAUGUCUGGUAUAAAUGAUGAUGCAUUGUGUUUUAUAUCCCUGGAAAAAAAUGUAUCUGUUUGGAUCAGGAGACAUCAUGAGAAUACUCAGAUGAUCCAAGCUUUGAGAAAAGCUGUGUUUCCAGAGUUGAACCUGAAGAGCUACUUAAACUGCAGGUCUGAUUUGGAUCUGCAAACAAUCAGAUACCUUCUUCGUUCCAGACCCACUGAUGAGGCAAAUGAGCUGGAUCAGGCCCUGACCAAAGCCAGUCAGAAGCAUAAGCAAAAGCCCAUGACACAGUAUCAGGGCUCGGCACUGACCAAGCUAACUGGGCAGACCCAAGCUGCUGUCCUGAAGAAUAGCCACAACAUGGUGCCCACUAAUCACAGACUGCAGCCUAUGGAGUGGGAGGAUUAAACCCCACUGAGGCCAUAAACACAGGCUGUAGAGAACAUUAUAACAGUCAUCAAAGUCCUUCUAUAACGCAGGCUCUGAACAUUUAGUUCUUAAAAACCUCUGUUAACUUAACCAGACUUUUAGUAGUACUUUGUCGCAAUGGGUUUAUGGGCUUAGAAAAUUUUACUUUUACAGGUACAGGUGUUCAAAACUAAAAAUGGCAGAAUUAGUAAUGUUUAUGUGACACGUGAUGCAUAGUAGUUUAUACCUGUACUGUAGAGACAUGGUUUUGGCAUUUCACAACACAAAUCCUACCAAAGGUUUUUUCACUUUUGGACAUAUUUGUGUGAUGUUGGUAUGAGCAAUACUGUAUGUUCGGAUAUUUCUAUUGCGUGCCUCAUGUAGCAGACAAAAUUCAUUUUAACUAGGAAGUAAGUGCAGAUCACAAAAUUAAGUCAAAACCUAAUUCAGUGUAUUUUUAAAAUUCAUUCCUGACAAAGAUAUUUUUGUAUUUGAAUGGUUUAGGUUUUGUCACAGUAAUUACACAGUAAAACAAUUACAGACACACACAAUGGACAGUGGUAGCAAAUGAUAAAAAAAUUAUGGUGCUUAACAACAUAAACAUUCCGUGUUUAUUGUGUCUGUCAGACAGCUUUAGCUGUGUGUUUACGUCAAAGUGGGAGCAUAAAGGAAAGAACAGUGCGUGGCUUGAAAAAUGGAGAUUGCUCAUGAUGUGUUGAAGAAAAUGCAAUAAAGCACUUAAACUGCA
Molecule: messenger RNA, 2494 nt
Organism: Tachysurus fulvidraco (yellow catfish)
Lineage: Eukaryota; Metazoa; Chordata; Actinopteri; Siluriformes; Bagridae
Gene: ca12
Product: carbonic anhydrase XII
Exons: 9
Coding region: 220-1746 (508 amino acids)
Cellular component (GO): plasma membrane
Molecular function (GO): zinc ion binding; carbonate dehydratase activity
Source: RefSeq, a predicted model, not a curated record